Messenger RNA from Colletotrichum aenigma, 1239 nucleotides. It is a transcript of the gene stcB-1, whose product is annotated as putative sterigmatocystin biosynthesis P450 monooxygenase STCB. Lineage: Eukaryota; Fungi; Ascomycota; Sordariomycetes; Glomerellales; Glomerellaceae. Gene Ontology annotation, molecular function: oxidoreductase activity, acting on paired donors, with incorporation or reduction of molecular oxygen; iron ion binding; heme binding. The record is from RefSeq and is a predicted model, not a curated record. The transcript has 6 exons. The coding region runs from base 1 to 1239 and encodes 412 amino acids.
AUGCCGCAGGGCCUGAUGACCCUGCAACUUAUCGCGGUUUCUCAGGACCAGAUCAUGCUCAUCGCAUGUACCUUGGUCGUCGUGCUAUGGAUCUGGAGUCUCCGUCUCCAAGCGACAAUCAAGAUUCCAGGCCCCUGGCACCUGAAAUUCACCGGCAUAUUCGUCAAAUACCAUGAACUAUUCGGUCAUAAGAGAAGGUGGAUCCACAAUCUUCAUCUUCGGUACGGCCCUGUGGUUCAAAUCGCAUCAAACGAAGUUUCUUUCGCAAGCUACACUGCAGCAAAACAAAUUUACAGCACUGGAAAUAAAGAUUUCCGAAAGACGGAGUUGUACUCUCUGUUCGAGCAAGACGGUCACAUCAACCUGUUCACUGCCCUUGAUCAUGACAGCCACAGCGCCAUACGGCGUCAUCUCGCUGAUCGGUACUCAAACUCAUCGGUUCUUCGGCCUCAAAUUACCGAGAUGAUAGAUGAGCGAGCCAAAACCUUUGUGGCGGUGUGUGCGGCAUCAGACACAGUGGACAUCUAUUUCUACUUGCAUGCAUACGCUCUUGAUUGUGUGACUGGAAUGUUAUUUCAUCCUCACAGAACAGACUCCCUAGUCGAUCCUGGCGACAAGCAGAUGGUCCAGCUGCUGUCUUACUCCAAUACCCGUGAAGUAACAUUUUCAACCCAUUACCUCCCGCUACUGGCGCCACUUUGGGCAGCCCUGUUUCCCAAGUUUCCGGACCUGGAACGGGGAAGUAGUAUGGUGCGGAAAUUUGUGCAAAGCUCAUUGGAAACCGGAGAUCAUUCUGAUUUCACCGUCGCAAGAAAGCUUCUAGAGUCAAGCCAAAUCAGCAGGCCUCUGGCUGAAGCUGAGUGUCUCGAUCACAUUGGCGCCGGAAUCGAGACCACAGGCGAUACUCUGUGCUGGCUCAUGUGGGAAUUGUCUCAACCCAAACAUCAGAACAAAGUCGGAAGACUUCACCACGAGCUUGCUGAAGCAGGUGUUGGAGGAUCUCUUGAAGGUCUGCCAUACCUCAACGCCGUCAUCCAGGAAGGCCUGCGUCUGUUCGCCCCGGGGACGCUACCUCUUCCACGCUAUGCGCCAAAAGAAGGCGCUUUCGUCGAUGGAUACUUUAUCCCCAAGAAUACUAUUGUGGAGUGUAACUCUUAUAGCAUGCACCGUUUGGAUGAGAGCACAUUCCCGAACGCAGACGAGUUAAUUCCCGAGAGAUGGCUGGAUCCCGAAGCAUAA